This is a messenger RNA of Pelobates fuscus (common spadefoot toad), 6514 nucleotides long. RefSeq names its product neurotrophic receptor tyrosine kinase 2 (gene NTRK2). Gene Ontology annotation, molecular function: ATP binding; brain-derived neurotrophic factor binding; brain-derived neurotrophic factor receptor activity. The coding region runs from base 591 to 3059 and encodes 822 amino acids. Gene Ontology annotation, cellular component: axon; dendritic spine; axon terminus. The transcript is spliced from 18 exons. Gene Ontology annotation, biological process: positive regulation of neuron projection development; positive regulation of phosphatidylinositol 3-kinase/protein kinase B signal transduction; positive regulation of kinase activity. NCBI's taxonomy places the organism in Eukaryota, Metazoa, Chordata, Amphibia, Anura, Pelobatidae. The record is from RefSeq and is a predicted model, not a curated record.
GAUGAAGGCACAUCCCAUUGGUCCCCCCUCUUGUUGCUUUGCUCCUGGAGGAUGAUGUUGGGUUUCUGCCCCUGCCCUGCGUCACUGCUCACGUCACUUCUCCUUCCACAAGCUAUUGGCAUGGGAAUGGGGAGGGAGACGCUUCUACUUAUUAUUAGCACUGGAGACAGUGUGUAAAAAGCCCAUAUUGGAGACCAGUAGUGCGGAGCUGUCAGUGCCGGACAGGAGCAGAGAGCACAGAAGGAGCAAUAGGAGUGGAAAAGCAUCUCUCUGUAUCAGACCUGUUAUUUAGCCACAGCACCUUCUUCACGACGAGCUUAGAGGAGAAUACAUUUUGAAUACAUUGUGAUUUUUUUUUUGUCCUCCCUACCUGUGGCUGGUGUUUUACCUUGGACUAUAACUAUGGUCUGCAACACCUAACACCAAGCAUCUGAAUUUCUUACAGGAUUAUGAUUCCUUACAUGCUUCAUUAUUACUGACUCCCACCAAUAGCAGGAGCUGCCAGUUCCCCUGGGGGUGCAGCAGUGAGCUCUGGGUCUGCAGGCAGACUGCCUCAUUAAUUUGGGGAUCCACAGGACCUCAGAUCCAACAUGGGCCUUUGGAAAACAUUGCAUGGACCUGAUUUGUUUCAGGUGUGGUGCUCUUGUUGCAUUCUCCUGGUUUUACUUUGGAGGGGGUCGGCCUGCCCUUCUUCAUGCAAGUGUAAUUCAACGAUGAUUGCCUGCACUGUUCCGUACCCGGGGAUUGUUGCUUUUCCAGUGCUGGGGAGUUCCGCGCAGGCGGAGAACAUCACUGACAUCUACAUCGCAAACCAGCGAAACUUUGCGACUAUCAAUAACGAUGAUGUUAAGAUUUACACAAGACUGAAAAAUCUGACUGUGGUUGACUCCGGUCUAAAGGUAAUAUCUCGCCAAGCAUUUCGAAACAACCUCAAACUAACUUACAUAAAUCUCUCAAGAAACAAGCUGCCAGCCCUAACCAGGAAACUAUUUCGACAUCUUUCUCUGUCUGAACUAAUUGUAGGUGGCAACCCAUUCCUGUGUUCCUGUGAUUUAAUGUGGAUUAAGCGACACCAGGAUUCUAAUUCCCUAAGCAUGGAGAACCAAAAUAUAUACUGCAUCAAUGAGAACGAUAAGAAGAUCACUCUUUCCAACAUGCAGAUCCCCAACUGCGAUUCUCCAAACAUUAAUGUGAGUACGACUAACCUUACAGUCCUUGAGGGUAACGAUGCAACAAUACACUGUGAUGCCACUGGACUUCCGGACCCUAACAUCUCCUGGGACGUCUCCCAAAUCAAUUCAACGAAAAUUCUACAGACAGACACUGGCAGGCGUCCUUCCUUCCUCAAGUUAAAGAAUGUGACAUCACUGGACAAUAAGAAGAACAUUGUGUGUAUAGCAGAAAAUAGUGUUGGAGAUGACCAAGUUUUCGUGGAGAUCAAUGUACACUUUCCACCAACAAUCACGUUUAUUGACAGCCCAACAUUGGACCAUCACUGGUGUAUCCCAUUCAGCGUGAGGAGUAAUCCCAGGCCCAAGCUGCAGUGGUUUCAUGAGGGGGCUAUUCUAAGCGAGACUGACUUUAUUUGGAGUAAGAUUCAUGAAACAAGUGACAACCUGAGCGAGCACCAUGGCUGUUUGCAACUAGACAGCCCAACGCAUUUUAACAAUGGCUUAUACACGCUACGAGCUGAAAAUGAAUACGGAAAGGAUGAACGCACAAUUGCGGCUCAUUUCAUGACAAUUCCAGAUGAUGGUAAUGAGACAAUUACUGAGCCUGGAUUUUAUGAUUACGAGACCACUUCAAACGAUGGUGGGAGGUCCAGCACAGAUAAUGGUGUCACAUCAACAGAUGUUUCGGAUGAUGGGAAUGAAGACAGCAUUACUGUUUAUGUCGUUGUUGGAAUUGCGGCACUAGUGUGCACUGGUCUUGUGAUAAUGCUAAUCAUCCUGAAGUUUGGAAGGCACUCAAAGUUUGGAUUAAAAGGCCCUUCAUCUGUGAUCAGUAAUGAUGAUGAUUCAGCCAGUCCUCUCCAUCACAUUUCUAAUGGCAGCAACACCCCAUCUUCUUCUGAAGGUGGACCUGAUGCAGUAAUUAUUGGCAUGACAAAAAUACCUGUCAUUGAAAACCCCCAGUACUUUGGAAUAACAAACAGCCACCUUAAGCCAGACACUUUUGUUCAACAUAUAAAGAGGCACAAUAUUGUCCUGAAAAGAGAAUUGGGGGAAGGUGCAUUUGGUAAAGUGUUUCUGGCUGAGUGUUACAACCUUAACCCCGAGCAAGACAAACUCCUGGUCGCAGUAAAGACAUUAAAAGACGCCAGUGAAAAUGCACGAAAGGACUUCCAUCGUGAGGCGGAGCUAUUAACCAACUUACAACAUGAACACAUUGUGACGUUUUAUGGUGUUUGCGUUGAAGGCGACCCUCUCAUCAUGGUCUUUGAGUAUAUGAAGCACGGAGAUCUUAACAAAUUUCUAAGAGCUCAUGGACCAGAUGCCGUCCUUAUGGCAGAAGGGAACCGGCCCGCAGAGCUUACACAAUCGCAGAUGCUUCACAUAGCUCAGCAGAUUGCAGCAGGUAUGGUGUACCUAGCAUCCCAGCACUUUGUCCAUAGAGAUCUGGCAACAAGGAACUGUCUGGUGGGAGAAAACCUUCUUGUGAAGAUAGGAGACUUUGGCAUGUCAAGAGAUGUGUACAGCACCGAUUAUUACAGAGUUGGUGGACACACAAUGUUACCAAUCCGUUGGAUGCCUCCUGAAAGUAUUAUGUAUAGGAAAUUUACCACAGAAAGUGAUGUUUGGAGUUUAGGGGUUGUUUUAUGGGAAAUAUUCACCUAUGGAAAGCAACCAUGGUAUCAACUAUCAAACAAUGAGGUGAUCGAGUGUAUUACUCAAGGUCGAGUCUUACAGAGACCUCGCACUUGCCCAAAAGAAGUAUAUGAUUUAAUGCUGGGGUGCUGGCAGAGGGAGCCACAUAUGAGGCUGAAUAUCAAGGAAAUACACAGCCUCCUUCAGAACUUGUCCAAGGCAUCUCCUGUAUACCUCGAUAUCCUCGGCUAAGAGUUCAUGCUGUUUCCAAUAUGAGCUUUGGUGGAUGAAUGUGGUGAACUCCCGCUAAACUUCAUGAAAUGUGUUAUAACCUCUGACAGUAUUACUGGCAAAGAUGCUGACAAGCUUUCAAAAAGGGCAAGCAACACUAACUUCUUCAUCUGUACAAUACACAAUAUUGAAUAUUUGCCAUUCAUUGGUUGUAUCUUCUUCCUUCAUUCUGGGCCUUUAUCUUUUUACCUUCUGCAGUCUUUCUUUGGUUGUCUAUCACUGUCUUUUCUUCUUUAUGCUUCUGCCUUUCUGUAACUCAGCAUACAUAGAAAAAGGCCUUAAAACGUUUUCUGUUAAUCAGCAGGCACGCAUGUCUGUCUACCACAUCAAACAAUGCCUUCUUGUAUUCCUGCCUUCGAUGUGGAUGAAAAAAAGGGAAAAAUGUAAACAAAAAGGUGACAUGGACUUUACCACUUCCUGCUGCACUCACCUGUAGAGCGUCCACUGACAUUUAGUCAACUCUACUCUUUGGCUACAUGCAGUAAUGACAGCCAUUUUCUGAAAAGAGACAUGUAGGAGAUUGCAGGAAAAGUGGUCGGGAAAAUUUGCUGUAUUGAGGAGGCAUGUAAAUGGAGCCACGUUGUUUAUCUACCUAGAAAAAUUGCAAAACAUAUUACUCAGAAAAAAUAAUAAUAAACCUUCCUCCAGUGUGCACAUCUAUUCAUUUUAACACAAGGUAAAGAGAGACUUGCUGUCUAUGAUAAUAUAUGUUCAGCCCCUUAUUAAAUGCAGUAAAUCAAGUAUUAUGAUGCAUUAAAGCAAAAUGACUUAUUUAAGAGACUUUGAUCGUCACAGAGAGAUGUUGAGUUCAUCUAAAACAGUGCCCGACCGACAAUCUAACCAAUUCACCAGUUUACAAAACCCUACAAUACAGCUACUUUGAGAAAAGUGCGCAGAUAUCUAUUUUUGGGACAUUUUUCACUGGCGAGAAAAUGUUAGAUUUGUGUUGCAAAGAUGGCCAGAGGAAUAUUGCAUAAAACACCUAUGUAUUACAAGCAACAGAACCAGCUACACCUGUUUGGGAAGCAGGGUCCUUCAAACAAUGUCAUAACCAAAAGAUGUCUGAAAUGUAUAUUCCUAUGGUUUGUUUGUCACCCUCUUAUUCCUCUGUGGCCUCUGAUAUGAAGUUCAUAUUUCUAUAUAUCAGAUUGUAAAAAGUAGAGACCUUUCUAAAAUGUUUGUGAUGUUAAAUCAGGAGACAGCGCAUGCUUAUAUAUGUUACCGGCAUGAUGUGUCCAAUGCAAAGAUAUUGAAAGUUGCUCUCAAGAACACAUAAAAAAAAACCUAUAUCAUGAUCGCAUUUAACAUAGAGUAGACAGACAUUCUUUUAACCGUUAGUGAAGCACGGAGGUCGGUUUAAUCUAUUACAAGCCCCUCGGCCUCUGUAAAAGUCAGUUAGUUAAGAACGUGUAGCACAGUAAAGGAAAUUGCAUUGUGUAUAGGUAAAUGUAAAUAAACUGCAGUAUAUUGAAAUGAAAUGGAUAGCUGUAAAAUACAUUUGAUUUGAGAAAAAAAUAUAUAAAUAUCAAAAAUUGCCUCUGAAACAGAGGCUUUAGCACAGAGAAUUGUUUCAUUUUGGGGUCUGCUAAUGAUUGUACAACAUUUUUAUCAAUGUUUUGAAAAGUGAAACAAUUAUACAUGUGCGAUAGUUAAUGUGCAGUUUCUUAGUUUCAUUGUUGAAAACCUAUCUUAAACUUUUCUUCUGUUUAUUUCUUUUUUCUUUUAUAGACUGAUGUUUGCAGUAUUUUUCUUGCCCAGGUUUUCAGUACAAACAGGUGCCUGAUAACACCAGACAGCUUAGUUAAAAUGGUCGCCGAAUUGUUGGACAGUCUGAAGGCUUGGGAUUUAGAAAUCCGUUAGAAAGUAUGAGAAUGUCUUACAUUCUGUACUGUGUACUGCUGCACUUCUGAUUUCAACCACAUUUAUUCACCUAAGAUAUUGCUCACGCAUUGAUAAGCUGUGUACAGUGUUUUUGAAAAGUAUUCUUCACACUAUAAGGCAAGCUGGUAAUAGCUUCAAAAGCAAGAUUAAAUUCUCUUGUUGCCUGCCAUGUGAGACAUAUCCUCUCAAAAUACAUAUAUAUGCAUUUAUUGGUAAACAUAAAUAUGUUUGGAAUUAAUGUACAGUUUGAACAUAAGUGUGUGAUAUGACAUAAUCCAUAUAAACAAAUGAUACAUUUAUUUUAAUGAGAUUCAGGAUUAUGUUUCCACAUCAUUUAUCUAGAUCUGUUGGAUAAUGAGGUUUCUAUAGCACAUAUUGGAUACAGUGGGCCUCAUGUUGCAAUACUCUACAUCAGUGAUUUAGGGUUUACUGUGUGGUGAAUGUGUAUUGGUGAAAUAUUAACCCUGUGAGUAUCAUAAGGGUCACAAUUAUGCUUUGAUUGCACAUGGUGCAUAUACACUUGGUAGUCAAGGGUUAUGUAAGUGGAUAUUACUGAAAUUAGGGAAAUAAAUAUUUCUCUUGAUGAGAUGUAAUUAAAGCCAAUAUUAUAUCUCAUUUUUUUCUCUGCAUAGGCUCGUUAACACUGCCCGCCUCUUCCCUGUAUUUGUAAUGUGCCUACAAGCAACAUAGUAUGUUAGGCUCGAAACAAAAAUGAUCUAGUAUAACUUUUUUAAAAUUAUAUAGGAUGUAGAACUGCAGAUUGUGGCGCUACAUUUCUCGCAAAUUAACAGAAUUUGAUCUUUUCAAAAUGACUGCUUGUAACCAAGCUCUGUAUAGGCUGAGGAAGCUUAGAUGCAGUUGUUGCCUAAUUAAAAGUACGGCCCUGACUUAAUCAAAUUUGUAGCACGCUGCCAUUGCCACGUUUUCAUUGGCUUAGCCACACUCAAUCAGAGAUGGCACUACAAUCAGUGACAGGGAAAGGAACCAUAUAAUAGAUGAGUUUCCAGAAACAUACAUUUCAUUUUAAGAUAGCAUUGUUUUACGAAAUAAAACACACCUAUUUAUACACCGGCCAUACUGUUUCUUAUUACAGCAUUUACAUAUCACUGCUAUAUUGUUGGUCUUUCUUUUUAUUUUAUUUUUCAAAAUAAGUCAAAUCAUUUGAUACAACCCAUUCCCAGUUCCUAAUUAAAGGAUCAUCUGUGUGUUCUCCCACUCCUAAACUCUUCUUUUUGCACUAUUAUAUUAUUUGAUGUAUGUAUUUCUAGAAGGAGUUGUAUAUUCUUAUUUGGGAUUUUUAGUGCUCAUGGCAGUCAUCGGUUGUAUAAUAUACAGCAAUGGCUAACACAGUAUAAGUGUAUAAGUAAAAGCAACUACCAGUUGAACUUGUUGUCACUUUUAAGUGAUCUUGGAACAACCAUCAAAAUACGACCAAGAAAAAUGAAUUCUGAAACCACUGCUUUUGAAAGAAUGUAUUUUUGUUUCAUUUUUUUUUAAACUGAAACAACCAUUAAAGGACAAAAUUAAAUGGGAAA